Messenger RNA from Girardinichthys multiradiatus, 5925 nucleotides. RefSeq names its product dehydrogenase/reductase SDR family member on chromosome X-like. The transcript has 8 exons. The coding region runs from base 856 to 1728 and encodes 290 amino acids. NCBI's taxonomy places the organism in Eukaryota, Metazoa, Chordata, Actinopteri, Cyprinodontiformes, Goodeidae. The record is from RefSeq and is a predicted model, not a curated record.
UCUGCCAGCGUCUCGUUAUUAAAAAUGGGAAUUUCACAUUGCCACCGCGGCGCAUUUCUCUUUGACUGAACCGUGAGUGGGCUGUUUCCACUUCAGUCUCCUUGGUUCGUUUUUUUUUUUUUUUUUUUUGGAUGUGCGACAAGCCACCGGAAAGAUUGUAUCUGGGAAGAGACAGCUCACUCACUACUCCGCCACCUCCAGCGAGGGAAGCCCUCCACGCGUUGUGCGCCCGGAUCACCGGGGGUUUAUAUUUAUAUUUAUACACACGUUGUGGCACCCGGUGGCGCGUGAGCGUGCGCGCGGCGCAGUUACACGUGUGUUUAAAAAAGCACUCGGACUCCGUCCUCAACAGUUGCCACCAGAAAGUGGGAGAGAGAGGGAGACGGCAGACUGAGGACCGGACGGACGCCGCUCUGCCCGGCUCUGCUCCUGACAUGCAGUCGCUCAUCUCACCGGUGACCAAGGCCAUCCUAGUCGCGCUCUUCAUCUUCGCCAUCCUUCUGAUCCUCUAUGUGAUCCUCUGGUACAUCUGUAGGGACGUGGACUGCGACCACGGAAUUUGAGGAUUCCGUUAAAGCAGAGGAAUAACGGGAAAACCACAAUGGGGUGCAAAGAAGAGCCCAAAGAGUCCUGUCUCAUCCCGUACACGAACACCAGAUCGUAGUCAACUCUGGAUCCAAGAAUUAAUCCAUCUUGCCAGCAAGUCUGCCAUUCACUCGCAUUUUCUCCCCUGCCUGCAUUUGGGAGAGUUGCAUAGAAGAGUACAAGGGGGAGCUGGGGACAUGGUUUUGUUAGUGGCUGCAUGACUUCACGGGGAUUCCAGCUGUGACUUUCUUUCUGGGCUGGGCCAAAGUGAUGCCCAGACAACAUGGCAAGGUUGCCAUAGUGACAGGAGGAGGCAGGGGAAUCGGCUAUGAGGUGGUCCGGCACUUGGCCAGACUGGGAGCACAUGUUAUUAUAGGUGGAAGGGAUGAGCAGGAGGGUCUUGCUGCCAUCAAAAGGAUUUGUGAAGAGUACAAGGAAGCCAAAGUGGAGUUUGAGAAAUUGGACCUUGCUUCAUUGCAGUCUAUCCAACAAUUUGCUGAAAGCUUCAAGAAGAGGAACCUGCCACUGAAUAUUUUGGUAAAUAAUGCCGGUGUGAUGCUGGUUCCUGAAGGCCGAACCAAGGACAUGUUUGAGCAGCACUUUGGUGUUAACUACCUUGGCCACUUUCUGUUGACCUGGCUCCUGCUGGAUACACUGAAGGAUUCUGGGAAGUCUGAUCACGUCUCCUGUGUGGUCAAUGUUUCGUCAUCAGCUCACUCCAUCGGAACAAUCAGACUGAAUGACCUAAAUAGUUGCCAACAUUAUUCAGCUCAUGCUGCUUACUGUCAAAGUAAACUGGGCCAGGUGCUGUUCAGUUCCCACCUUCACCAGCAGAUGCAGAGAGAAGGUUUUCCAGUGGUUUCAUGUGCCGUGGAUCCAGGCAUGGUGGAUACUGCUUUAUAUCAACAUCUCUGCACACCUUUACGUAUGGCACAAAGUUUAAUUGCUCGGCUACUUUUCAGGACUCCUGAAGAGGGCGCUGCCACUGUAUUGUCAGCUGCUUUGUCACCAGCCAUGGAUGGGGAUCCUGCAGGAGGCUACUGGGCAAACGGGCGAAGGGAGAUGACAACCCUGCCUACAUUUGACCCCCAGCUACCACUGAGUUUAUGGGAAAUCAGCCUCCAGUUGCUGGGAUUACAAUAGCAUGGAACGCUAAGAUGACCAACAGGACUAAACCUAUUUGAAAGCAUCACAUAAAGACCUUAAACUUGGGCCUGCAUUCUUUCUACCCUUUUUACAUUUAUUUCCAAAUCUCAAAUGAAGGUGGUGUUUGUACGGAUAGGACGGUGACUGGUUGUGUAGGAUUUGGAAAGCUGUUGUUCCAGACCUGCUUAUGAAGGGCUAAAGUGAAUAGAAGAUGUCUUGAUGUUAUGUUUUUAUUUAUAGUUCUACUAAACAAGGAAUAUAUGCUGAUGUACACAGAGAUUUGAAGCAGCUGCCCUGUACUUUCAAAACCAGACAUAAAUUUGUGUCAUCCAGCAGAAUUACUAACCAGUUGUCUAAUCAGUGAGUUUGUCCCUCGGUGUCAAUAAAUGACAAGUCAUUAAAUCUUUGCGAUGCAGGGCAAUAUUUAAGUCUAAGAUCUGUAUUUUUGGAUUUGGUAUUGAUGAAAUUGUGCACAUCAGUAAAUUAAUGCGUGAAGUCUAGGAUGUACAGAUAAAUACCAAGAAUUUUAUUUGAACCAGUCUGUCUUACCGCAGGAAGAAGUGUUGUACUCAAUUCAGAUAAUAAUACUUAAAUGCCUCCUGUUUUCACUCAAUGCACUUUAUUUUAUAUCUCAUUCUUGAGCUUUGGUCUAGACGAUAAGUCAUGUAGAUUCCUUAAGUCAGUUUACUUUCAGGACAUUACUUACCACUUACAAAUGGACCUAGAAGGAGAUAUGGUAGAUGUCUUAGAGGAACAGAUCUGAAUUGGGACCAUUUUCCCUCAGUCUGAAUGAUUAAACAUUUAAAAGAAAAUUUAUUGCAAACCCAGGAUUUCCAGAUGUAUCUUUAUUUUCCGUCUGUUCAGACACAAAAAGAAAAGAAUGAUGGAACCAUCCUCUUUUUUUGUAUUUGUCAUCAGUUUUCGUUGUGAUCUGUGUUAUUUGCUCUUGCAUUGGGAAACUGUGCACAUGUUGUGCACAGAAGUCUAGGAUUAGCUCAUACGGACCCAAUAAAUGCUGAAAGGCAACUAAACAGUAAUCAGUCCUGGAGGAAGGGGAAAAUGAGAAAGCACUUCUUUUUUGUUGUUUUUUUCUAGCACACAAACUGAUUAGUUACCCAUAGCUGCAGCUAAUGCUGCUUCCUCAUUUGGCGCCACUCCCGGUGCAUUGUGGGAUUGAAAAAUCCCUGUGGUGAGAAUCAAACUCUAUCUGGUGAGCUGACAGACGCUCGCUCGAAAACACUGAAAGCAGCACAUCCAGGCAAAAGCUUAUCCAGCAAACAAACACAGCUGUCUGUCAUGCGGGGUUGCACCCUCACACAAGUUGCGCCAUAAUGCCAUCUCCACUGUGAUUAAUGCAUUUUAGCAUCGGAGGUCAAACGUUUAUCUCAAAUUUACGUUUAGGCUAAAUUCUUUGCCAUUUAGCAUCCAGCCUUUAAUCUUAAUUUGCUCUGUAUAAAGCAAUAGUAUCACUUUGGUAGCUAAUUGAGCUACAAGCACAGACAUUCAGAAUAGACGGAGAGUGUGAGCAUGUAUAAAAAAAAGAGAAGAUGCCUUAAGUUCCCCAUAUAUCAGGAAUUUGGAAUCUCUCUGUCUACAUGUACGAAGAAGAGAUUUUUAGUAGUUACAUUUAAAGUUGUUCAGCCUUUUCUGAAGCAGGGGCUAGAUCCUUUUAGAGAUGCAGCUCACAAAGUCUCCUCCAGAAAACUGUGAGGUCAAACCGAAUUUCUUACUCCUCCCUAAUGGAAACAUGGAUAAUGUUGUGUUCUGUCCUUUUCCUGUUGAUUUAUUUGAAAAGCUAAGGGUAGGUGGGGGACUUCAUUUUACUGGCCUGUUGUUUUUGUAAAAAUCUAUUGACUUCUGACUUAAACCUGGAGUAGGUAGUAUCCUGCAACUCAAGGCUCUGUUUCUCAGCAAUUGUCAACUUUCUCCAAAUGGAGAUGUAAAAAAGGAGUGUUCUGUUUUAGAUUCAUGGUAAAUAAAAAUUAAUUUCUGAAUAUUGGAGCAUAGGACACAGAAGUCGGUAUAAUUUGACACGUCACUAUAGUAAUUGCUAAUAUGCACUGUUAUCCAGUUACUUUUUAAGAAAUUGUAGUUUCAAAACUGCUAUGGUUUAAGCUAUUUUCAACAAGAGGUCAGAGGAACAGAUUGAGUGACCGGAAUUUUUUCCUGCUUAAUGGAACAGAGAGGCACCCUGUUCCCUCAGCCUUCCCCCGAUCAAUUGCUGCACAUUGCCUGUCAGCUGGCUGGAAAGAAGACUACAUUUUCCCUCGCUUGCAUGAAUAUUUCUGGUAAUUAAAAAACAGCCAUUAUUUGUUUUUCACUUCCUCUGUGCAGACUGACUCUAUGCAUAGCGUAUCAUGAGGUAAAGCAAUGUGGCUAUCGGAUCAUUGUUGCAUUUGUGCACAUUUUGUAGGUUUAAUAGAAAUGUGUAUUGUGAUAAAUGCAUAAUGCAAAAAGAGCUUUCUGUAGUUUACAUUUCACAUCUAAUGUGUGUGUGCUUUUACUUUCUUUUCUGAAUAACACAGAAAACCACUAUUUUUUUUAUGUCAAAACCCUCUGUGUGUUGCUUUAUUCGGGGAUCUUGGCUUUAAUGGCAGGAAACAUUUGUCUUGUCUUGACAUUUGUUUUAAAGUUUAGGAGAACUGGUUGAACAUUUAUUGCGAAACAUUUGAGCAGACUUGCAGACCCUUGUUGGUUUAGCUAUAUUAGAGCCAGGUUUAAUUUUAAAUAUAACAAAAUGUUGAAUUAUGAUGGCUUUGCAAUUUCUCAAGGUCAGAGUGAGAUUUAUUAAUAUUAUUGUCACGUAAUACAAAUGCACCAGAGGUCCAGUAAAUGGGUUACUUCCACCUUGACCAGUCAUAACGGUUUUGUGCCAUCACUUGAAGACGUUAGUAAGUCUAAUAUGAAGCAAACAAAUCAUUAGAUGGAUGUUUCCUAGAUCAGUAUUUGUGUGAAACCUGACUCCUCAAUGCCAGCAAUAUUUCUCAGUGUUUGGCUGCGUUCUGUUUUCUGCCUUCUCAGUGUUGUCACAAUACUCUGAAACUGUUCGCCUCAAUGCUUCUUUGUUUGAUUGUGUGACUCCCUUAGGCUACUGGAGUAAAUAACAAUCAUUUUCCCACCGAAACAAAUGAGCUUGCUUCCUGUGACACAAAUGAAAAAAAAAACACCAGCUUACAACUCAGCUGCACUCUUCUAUAGAGUGGAUGGCUACAAAUGUGUGCUACAUCCUGUCAAAGAGCUAUCUAGUUUUUCUCAGUCCAGCUGCUGAGGUAGGUGUAUUUCAUUGGGGUUGGGGGGGUUGGCAAGAAAACUUCAGACUUCUACAUCUGAGCACAAGGUUAUCCAAAGAGUGAGCGUUCGACACAGGCAUGAAUAGGCAAGUGAACUCUCUGAACUUGACUUGCAAAUUUAGAAAAAGAGCUAAAACAGCUCCACUAAGUAUUUGUCAGUGAUAUCGUCUAUGUGAUUAACUUGUAUUUUAUUAUUUAAAAGCACUGGAGGAGACCAGUGGAGGUUUGUGUAGACUGAAAAUGCUUUAAUAGCCAUUCCUUUGACUGACCUGGGAUUACAUUUAUAUUAAAUGUUUUAGUCCCAUGUUUUGCAAAAUCCUAAAUGUCUACAUGUAUAUGAAGAGCUGGGUUUAAAAUAUUUGUAUAAAAGGGGAACCAGAUGAACUGAGUCAUUACUUUGGGACAAAAACCUGUUCACUUAAAGCAUAGAUACUUUGUACUACUUUAAAGAGCAGGUCUGCAUUUUUGAGAAUAAAACCAGAAUGUUCCCACCACAGAAUCAUGGUAAAAACUCAGUUCAUCUUGGCCCUUUGAGGUUUUAUGAAAUGUGUUUUACUUUCUCAUAGUUUUGCUGUUGUUGAUAUGCACAUCUUAUUGCUUUUGCUGUGCCUAAGAAGAAAAAAAGAACUCCUUCAUAUUUAACUGUGAAUUUUCUCAUGUAGAAUUGAACUCGUAGAAACUGUGAUACUGUCUUGUCGCGUGCAUUGCUGUACGUUUUUUUCUCAAAAGAGCGAUCAGAUGGAGAGUGUUUGGUUAUGCGUGCAUCGUGUAUGAGUGAGUGGUUGUUUGUUUAGGUAAGGAUUUUGAUGUCCAUGUUUCCCGUCAACGGUUGUAACAUUCCAGCAGCAGCCACCCCUAUUUUUUCUAUUAUCCAAAGCCUCUCAAUAAACAUAUCAUUGUGCCA